Molecule: messenger RNA, 2590 nt
Organism: Aplysia californica (California sea hare)
Lineage: Eukaryota; Metazoa; Mollusca; Gastropoda; Aplysiida; Aplysiidae
Product: acidic leucine-rich nuclear phosphoprotein 32 family member B
Exons: 8
Coding region: 130-972 (280 amino acids)
Cellular component (GO): nucleus
Molecular function (GO): histone binding
Source: RefSeq, a predicted model, not a curated record
CGUCGCGCCCCACCAUCAUUGAUAUCUCGCGCGCACUGUGGUGGCGUAGAUCUUUCUUCUCAAAUAGUUGAUCAACGUUUUUGUGAAGUUAUUCGGUUUAUUCCUAAAAUAUUGGAAACAUAAAUCAUCAUGUCGACCGGCCUUGGGAAAAGAUUAGAACUGGAAAUGAGAGGGCAGCCUGCCGACCAGAUUGUUGACUUGAAUCUGGACAACUGCAGAGCCAACAAAAUCGAAGGUUUGACCAGCAACUUCACCAACCUACAGACCCUUAGUCUCAUCAACCUCGGUUUACAAAGCUUAGAGAAUUUCCCCAAGCUUGGAAAUUUGAGAAAGUUGGAACUGAGCGACAACAAAAUUGCUGGAGGUUUGGAUUACUUAACAGGCUGCCCAAACAUCACACAUCUCAGUUUGAGUGGGAACAAGAUUAAAGAUUUUGAUGUUUUGGACCCCUUGAAAGACUUGCACUUCCUCAAGAGCUUGGAUCUGUUCAACUGUGAAGUGACCAAUGUGCCCGAAUACAGAGAAAAGGUCUUUGACAAGCUCAAGCAACUGGUCUUCCUUGAUGGUUUUGACAGGGAGGAGAAGGAACAAGAGGAUGUGGAUGGUGAGGAAGAUGAUGAUGAGGAUGAUGACGAAAACGACGUAGAUGAUGAAGAUGAUGAUGACGACGACGAGGAUGAGGUUGGUCUGUCAUACCUGACAAAGAACAUUGAUGACGAUGAGGAAGACGAGGAGGACUAUGAUCCAGAUGAUGUUGAUGAUGAAGAUGCUGAUGAGAAAGUGGUAGAGGGAGAUGAUGAUGAUGAUGAUGACGAUGAUGAAGAUGAGGAUGGAGCUGAAGAUGGAGAAGAUGACGAUGGUGAUGAUGAUGAGGAAGGCGAGGAGGAUGAAGACGCCGAUGAGAGUGCUGCCCGUGGCACCAAGCGGAAGCAUGAAGAGGAAGAAGAGGGAGAUGAGGAUGAUGAUGCGUAGUCGGCAGCUGCUUGUGGACACUGUAAAUGAGUUGUACCUUUGUGUAGUUCGGUGCGUGCGUCAGUGUGUGUUUGUGAGAAGUGGCUGUGUGUGUCAGAGUCUGUUUGAUGUGUGAGAGAGAGAAAGGAUGCAUGUCGGGUGAGGUUCUCAAUAUGCUCACAGGAGGUUUGGUGUGCAAGAAAGUAAGCGAGUCUUGUGGGGUCAGAUCAUAUCUUGAGCACUAUAGCAAGUGUCAGGCCCUUGGGGGGGCACUGAGUAGACAAAAGGUCCAGAACAAUUUGUUUUUGCAGAUAAAAAAAAAUUUCACCUCUCUCUAUUGUAAAUAUCGUAUGCUUUUUGAGGGCUGUAUUGGCUCCAUUUGCUUUUGAUGCGAUGGCUAAUCUACAUCUACGCAUGAUGUAAAGCAAACUGUUCGAUGCUUGUAGUCUGCAAAAAUGCUCCAAUGUUGAGAAUCUCGGGCUUGUCUGUUUUGCAGUAUUCCUGGGUCAUCUUCAGAGGGCAAAAAAAAAAAGUGUUGAGAAAACCAUUUUUGCUUGCGCAAUAAUGGUGUCGACCUAUUUCAGCCUCAUUCUUUUGAACCGCCCCUGCUUCCCACUUGUAUUUCAAGCUACAGCAGUGAUGUUGAAAUUGACACAUUUUUCACUUGUAUGGCAACGACAAAAAUGCUUUGGGAGUUUGGUUUUAUUUUGUUUUUUUGGGGGGGGGGGGGGGGGGGUGAAUGACUAAAAAACAUGCUCGUUUUGUUUUCCCUCAUACACUAGAAUUAUGUUGAGUUUUUUGGAAAUUUUGUUCAAAGGGCGUUUAGCAUUUUAUGCAGGUUUUCCUUUGUUUUUGUCCUGAAAAUAGUAUUUGUCUAUCCAGAUGCAAGUUGAGGCAUUAUUCAUGCAUUGCGUGUUUGUCAUGGGUGGGAUGGGGGUGGGAAUCCCAACUCUGGGUUUGCUUUCGUGUUCAUAGAAGCUGUCUGGAUGAGCAAGCUUAUUCUGAAAGAAUCAUGUUCAUGGAAAUAUUUUCUAUUAGAGCACUUUCCACUUCUCUUUCUCUAUCCUCUGCUUCUUCCCGUGAACUAUUAAUGACAUCAGUAUUUCAAUACAAAUAGUCCCACACAAACCAACUCUCAUGCGCCCAAUGGAGAACUUCCAUGUCGUAAAAUAAAGGUUGAAAUUCUUAACCCGUGUGUUAUAUGUUUGUCCUACCUUUCAUCUAAUCCAGUCCAAACAUCUACAGCAAAUAUUGAAGCGUAGCGUAGCGCUCUCAUAUUUUAGCGUAGGUCUUCAGUGUUCAUGUGCAAGUUUGUCACCAUGAACGUGUGGAUUUGUGCCUGCUCUGCUAGUGCGUGUGUCUGCGAGCGCGACUGAUGUAUGAAAAAGGACGAGAGAGAGAGAGAGUGAAAGAGAGACUGAAUGGGUCAUUCAAAGGGAAACAAGUGCUGCUACCAGUUCAUCAAAUUUUAUAAAAACUUUUUCCUUUUAACUAUUCUUUUGAUCAUCGUCAUAAUUCGCCAUUGUCUCAUAUCAUUAUUCUCAUACCUCUCCUUCCAUGCAAUAAGCAUUCAAAAAGUUUUUCCCCCCAUCUCAUCAUUUCCAUGUUAUUGGACAAAUAAAAAUUCAUUCAUACGAUU